AUGUGGACCGGGGCAUGUGCGGCGCAUGUGGAGGAAACCUGGACGAAGCGCUUCGCUCGAUGCGCGCCUCGCGCGAGGGGCCACGACUCGCGCGUGGUCUUCGUCAGCCACGCGUGGCCCGCUCUGACGGUGCCCUUACGGCUCCAGGAGGCGGGUCCGCGUGCGGACCCGGUGGAGCUGGAGGAGCGCUUGGAAGAACUGUGGCGGAAGAGGACACCUCCAGAUGUGGUGGAGUACGGUCUGGUCAUCCAGCGAUGGGCUCAACAAGGAGACGCAGAUCAUGCCACCUCCCUGCUCCAUCGCAUGCGCGCGACGACCGCGCCAGACGUCCGCAGUUUCAACGCGGCGCUCCACGCAUGCGCCAAAGCCUCGGAGGGCGCCCAGGCGUUGAGUCUCUUGGAUGAGUUGCUUCGCAGUCGCUUGGCUCCGACGGAGGUGACCUUCAACAGCGUGCUCCAUUCCUGUGCUAGGUGUGGAGACGUCGCUCGUGCGCAACACCUUCUCCAAGAGAUGUCGCAGAGGCGCUUGUCGCCGGACGCCAUCAGCUACAAUAGCGCCAUCAGCGCGUGCGCGAAGGCCAACGAUGCCAGGACUGCUCGGGAGCUCUUGCACCAGAUGCCCCGGGCCUUGGUGGACCUGGUGAGCUUCAACAGCGCGUUGUACGCCUCGAUCCGAGCAGGUGAGCUACACUCUGCGGAGGAGCUCUGGUGGGAGCUGAAAACGCAGCACUUGAGGCCGGACGUCAUGACCUACAGCUCCAUGAUCAGCGGUUAUGCCAAGGUGCGGGGCUGCGACCGGGCAGAGGAGCUUUGGCGAAGCAUGCGAGAGAGUCGCGUGCGGCCGAAUGUGGUGACCUACAACGCGCUUCUGGACGCGCGGGUGAACGACCAGCUGGCGCAGGCGGAGGAGCUGCUUGGGGAGAUGAAGCAGGAAGAGGCGGAGACGUCGGGAGUUCCGAAGUUCGGGCUCUGA
Durusdinium trenchii is the source of this 972-nucleotide messenger RNA. The record is from the annotation of a GenBank genome assembly. NCBI's taxonomy places the organism in Eukaryota, Dinophyceae, Suessiales, Symbiodiniaceae.